Helianthus annuus (common sunflower) is the source of this 1076-nucleotide messenger RNA. Its product is annotated as axial regulator YABBY 1. The transcript has 7 exons. Gene Ontology annotation, cellular component: nucleus. NCBI's taxonomy places the organism in Eukaryota, Viridiplantae, Streptophyta, Magnoliopsida, Asterales, Asteraceae. The record is from RefSeq and is a predicted model, not a curated record. Bases 214 to 864 code for a protein of 216 amino acids. Gene Ontology annotation, biological process: fruit development; regulation of shoot apical meristem development; polarity specification of adaxial/abaxial axis.
CAUACAAGUGCUAUAUUAUGUAGUGGGUCUCUCUCAUUUUGUUUUGCUUUUCUCUCACAUUCUCCAUUGUUACUUCAAUUCCUUCUCUCUUGUCUUUGAGAACGCACACACAAACACAAGGCCAGAUCCCCAAACACAAUCUAUCCAUAUAUAUUGUCCACUCCAUCUUAUCCAUCAAUCAAAUCAACAGCUGAGCGUCAGACAAUCGAAAACAUGUCGUCUUCGGCUGCUUUCUCACCGGACCUCCACCAUCACCACCACCUCCCUCCUCCCUCCGAGCAGCUGUGCUAUGUCCAGUGCAACUUCUGUGAAACCGUCCUAGCGGUGAGUGUUCCUUGCUCCAGUUUGUACGCGACUGUAACGGUUCGAUGCGGGCACUGCACAAAUUAUUUGUCUGUUAACAUGCUUGCUCAUCUUCUUCCUACUGCUGCUGCUGCAAAUCAGCUCCAUCUUGGGCAUAAUUUCUUCUCUCAUCCAAACAUUAUGGAGGAACUGAGAAACAACCCUUCCAACCUGCUGAUCAAUCAACCAAUUCCAGAUCCUUUUGGACCGAUUCGAGUGGAUGAGCUUCUCAAGCCUCCAGCGGUGAAUAGACCUCCAGAGAAGCGCCAAAGAGUUCCUUCUGCUUACAACAGGUUCAUCAAGGAGGAGAUCCAACGGAUCAAAGCAGGAAAUCCUGAUAUAAGUCACAGGGAAGCCUUUAGUGCAGCUGCAAAGAAUUGGGCACAUUUUCCUCACAUCCACUUUGGUCUUAUGCCCGAUCAAACCCAUAAGAACCCCGAUGUGUGCCAACAGGAAGGGGAUGACCUUCGCACGAAAGACACUUUUCUUACAACAGGCAACGUCGGUGUUUCACCGUACUAAGAAAAGUGAGGGCUCAUAUAUAAAUAACUGACGUGGGUUUCUGUGUUUAUCGUACGUAAAUUAUCUUUCUUGUUGUUUUGUUUUAUGUUUAAGAUUGGUUAAUUAAUCAACUAGUUUUAUCAUUAAGUGUUGGUGUGUUUUAAUGGAAGUCUGAAUUGCAAUUAUGUGCUCAUCAAUGGAUGGAUUAUAGUGUGAUUUAGGGUUUUAUGUCA